AUGGUUCUUCCAUUAGCAUUUUCAGGGUCUAAGGGAGGAAACAAAUGGCCUGUAGCCCGAAUUAAAAAUUUUUGGUCCAAAGCAGAACAACCAUCUUUUUGGCCGUUACACAUACCGUUUUGUUCACCAUCAGCAAGAAAAGAGAUUCCACUAGAUGGCAACAACGAUAAGAAAAUUUUCAGGAAAGUUCUCAACAAGGCAGAACUAACCGAAAUCGUCCUUUCCUAUUGGAAUUACAUUACAGACUUUAAUGAAGAAAACAUCGAAGAAGAGUACCAAGACAUGGAAAAAGAAACUGAUAUAGAGGAAAUAAACGAGGAGAAAGCGGACGAGUUCAAACAAGAAAAAGAAGUGGUAGAAGAAUUCAAGAUGAAGAUAUGGACUACGAGCACAACAAAGAGAAAUAUCUUAAAGAAGAAGGAAACGAAGAAGACGAAAUGGGACCAGAGGAACAUUUCAUGA
Xenia sp. Carnegie-2017 is the source of this 462-nucleotide messenger RNA. RefSeq lists its product as uncharacterized. Lineage: Eukaryota; Metazoa; Cnidaria; Anthozoa; Malacalcyonacea; Xeniidae. The coding region runs from base 1 to 462 and encodes 153 amino acids. The transcript is spliced from 4 exons. The record is from RefSeq and is a predicted model, not a curated record.